AUGUCAUCCUUCCUUCAGAGUCUCCCAUUUAACAACCAACGUGCAAGAGCUCUCAAAAAGGACCAGGAUCUAGCACCCACAGGCCAACAAACAGCCUCUGCAGCGCUGGGCGCUGCAGGUUCUUCUCUAUUGCCUUCUGCUCUUUCCGCUUCUCCUACAUUAUUAUCAUCAUUAUCAUCACCAUCAUCUCAACAACAACAACAACAACAACAACAACAACAACAGCAACAACCCCUAUUCUCUUCUCCUCCUCAACAACAACAACAACAACCAUUUGGACCCCAGGGAUUCCAGGCUUCCCCUGGAUCAUUCAAUCCAAAUAUUAUGGGCUCAUCUCCAAAUAACAACAACAACAUUGGAACAGUCGUAGGAACUCCAACCUCUGGUCUCGCAUCACAGAUUCUGCGGCAACACGCUGAAACUACCCUUGGAUCAGGGGCCCUGCGGCAAGCUGUCAUGCUACCCGAAGGCGAAGAUCUUAACGAAUGGGUGGCUGUGCAUGUGGUUGAUUUCUAUAAUCAAAUCAAUAUGCUCUACGGUACCAUUACUGAAUUUUGCUCCCCAACUUCAUGUCCACGUAUGUUGGCCACUGAAGAGUAUGAAUAUCUUUGGCAAGAUGGUGCUAAAUACAAAAAACCAACUAAAAUGAGUGCCCCAGAAUACGCAGAACAUCUCAUGGAAUGGGUCCAAUCAUAUAUUGAAGAUGAAUCUAUCUUCCCCACACGUAUGGGUAAAGAUUUUGGUAAAGAUGCCCCCAUGGUGUUUCGUAACAUUCUUAAACGUCUCUUUCGCAUCUAUGCUCACAUUUACUGCCACCAUUUUGACCAAGUCGAUGCCUUGGGGAUCCUCCCACAUCUUAAUACCUCUCUUAAGCAUUUUAUCCUUUUUACUAACCAGUUUAAACUUGUGGAUCAACGUGAAUUGGCCCCUUUACGUGAACUCAUUGUACUUUUGUUGUCUGAUGGCCAGCAGUAA
Molecule: messenger RNA, 975 nt
Organism: Magnusiomyces paraingens
Lineage: Eukaryota; Fungi; Ascomycota; Dipodascomycetes; Dipodascales; Dipodascaceae
Exons: 2
Coding region: 1-975 (324 amino acids)
Biological process (GO): signal transduction; cell division; positive regulation of protein phosphorylation
Cellular component (GO): nucleus; cytoplasm
Molecular function (GO): protein kinase activator activity
Source: RefSeq, a predicted model, not a curated record